AUUCAUCCACUGCGCCUUGGAGGAUCUCGUGACCAAGAAGUUUGGAGCGGAGACGUGGAAACUGCUUCUAAAGAAGUCAGGAAUUGCGAUGCACGGCGCCUCAUUUCUGAUGCACAAGGUGUACACGGACGACAUGACGCUGAAACUGGUGGCAGCAGCCUGCGAGGUGCUCGGACUGGACCUUGACACGUGCCUGGAAGCAUUCGGAGAGCACUUCCUCUACUUUUGCCAGCAGCACGGCUACGACCACAUUCUGCGUGUCCUAGGCUCCAACAUGGCUGACUUUUUGACGAACCUGGACAACUUGCACGAUCACCUGGCAUCCACCUACCCGGGCAUGCGGGCACCCUCUUUCCGCGUAACACCUGGCCCCAGCGGCCAAAUAUUGCUACACUACUACAGUGACAGAAAAGGUCUACACCCCAUUGUGCUUGGCAUCGUCAAGGUGGUGGGAAGGGAGUUCUUCAAUACUGAGGUCCGCGCCAACAUCUCCGUCGUGUCAGAGUUCGGCGACAGAGCCCACGUGACUAUGGAGGUGACCGAGCAGAACAAAGAAGGAAAGAGCUGCUUGCUUCCAAGCAACGCAUCUGAGACGCUGAGCAACAGUCCCGAAGACCUGCCCAUGGGCGUACGGACGAUGUGCAUGGCAUUCCCGUUCCACGUGCUGUUCGGCCGUGACUUCGGCAUCAUGCAAGCUGGCAACGGCUUGCUACGGCUAGCCGGUCACCGUUGGAAGGAGAGUCGGGCUCAGGGAGGACAGCGUCUCAAAUUCGACGACAUUUUUGAAAUCACGCGGCCUGUCAUUGAUUGCACCUUCGAGUCCAUACGCAGCUACUGUAAUCAGGUGUUCGUUGUGCAGACCAAAGAAGGCGUGCUUAGGCCUCGUGGGUCCAACAACUCGGAGGUGGACGGCGGCGACAGCUCGACCAGCCCUCCAGUUCUACGACUCAAGGGCCAGAUGGUGUCGGUCGAAGAGACGCACAGCAUCUUGUUUCUGUGUUCGCCGCGCGUCAAGGACAUCGACGACAUGCGGCGCAUCGGGCUGUUCUUCAGCGACCUGGCCAUACACGACCCGGCCAGGGAGCUGUUCCUGCGCUCGCACCACCACCGCGGGGAGCGGGAGCUCAUCGAGAAGCUGGACGAGGCCACCAACAGACUGCGCAUGCUCCAGUCCAAGCUGGACGAAGACAAGAAGCGAACGGAGGAGCUGCUCCACUCCAUACUGCCUUCGAAGGUUGCCAUACGUCUCUGCCAGAACCUUCCCGUGGAAGCGGAGAAGUUCGAGACGGUCUCGUGCUUGUUCUCUGACAUCGUGGGCUUCACCAACAUGUGCGGAAGCUGCGCGCCCAUGGACAUCGUGCGCCUGCUCAACAAGCUGUACCUGCAGUUCGACAACCUCUCCAAUGUGCAUGGAGUCUAUAAGGUGGAGACCAUCGGAGACGCGUACGUGGUUGUGGCCGGUGUGCCAGACUUCGUGGAGGACCACGCCGAUCGGCUUGUCGCGAUGGGACUCGACAUGAUUACUGCCACGAAGAGCGUGCUCAACCCCGUCAGCGGAGAGCCAAUUCAGAUGCGCAUUGGUGUGCACACGGGCUACGCCACGGCCGGCGUGGUUGGCAUGACGAUGCCCCGGUACUGCCUUUUCGGCAACACUGUCACUCUGGCGAACAAGACUGAAAGCUUGUCGAAGCCGUCAAGGGUCAACGUCACUGAGGUGGCCAGAAGCCACCUUACCAAAAAAGAUUACGUUUUCGAGGAUAACCUCGACGUGGGCGACUUUCCUCUUCGCUGCUACCUGGUCGUCAUGGCGUCCCGGCCGAACGCAGAAGCCCAGCCGAUGGCAGUGGGAGAACAGCCGGCUGACGACAGCAUGCUGUUGUCUCCAUCCUCGUCACCCGUCCGCCGCACCUCAGCCGUCACGUCGCCAUCUUUCGACGUCGACGAGAUUGGUCUUUUCAUCAAGAGCCGGUUAAACUGCACCGACGCCGAUGUCGACGCGACAGGCACUCAGCAGCGGAAAAAGAAUGACGACGAAUCUUUGCUAGCGGCACUCCACGAAGCCACCUACAGCCAAGCUAAUCCAGACGCCACUGACAGCGGUAACGUCACGAUUGCAGAAAACCUCCAAACUCCACCGGUGCCACCGGCUUCUUCGACAACGGGGCUCACUGGAGACGGCUCGGCUCGUCACAGCGCGGUUAGCAGCACGGAGCGCAGGGGCUCCUCUUCACUCGGAACAGAAACGGACGCGAGUAAGCCGGCAGCCGGCAGUAAAUCCUCGUUUUUCGGUUUCACGUGGAGCCUGCCGCAAGGCAACAAGCAGAAGAAAGUCGACAUCCACUCCUCUCCGUCGGCGUCACCGCAGGCCAUCCGAGAGAACCGCGGCGAUUGUGCCGGCAAAGCUCACGCCACAGAAAGCGUCGGUGCCGACGCCGGGCGACAGCACUGCCCCUUUUUCCGAUUCCGCUCAAAGGGUGCCGGACGUCAAGAGGAACUGGCAGACGGUGGCAGGUGUUCUCAGACGGCUGAGGCCGAGGUGGAACCGACCGCCGGUACGGAAAGAAGGGUCAGCGGUGGGCAGCUAGAGAGGACACCCAACAGCCCUUCAACCUCACACCGAGAAGCCGACGUCCGUAGGAAAGAGAAGUUCUGGUCGCGGGUAAUCUUUCCUUCCUGAGGUCAACAGCCGAUCAGCACCGCGUAGUGGUCUUCGUCUUCCCCCGGAUAAAAAGAGAGCUGCGAGGCAGGAACUGUGUAGGCGUGACAGAACCGUUUCCCGCGCGCGUGCGCAACACGUCCAGUGGAGCAGCGACCACCUGUACCUCCCGUGUUCUCCCCAUCUCAAACGCCUUGAUGACAUUCACUCUAUGGUGCCGGUGUUCAGUGACCAUGUGCUUCGAGAAGGGCUCGCUGCUUUUUCCUUGCUCGGCAGCCAGGGACAGCAAGAACUCGCAGUGGAAGCGCUGGACGCAUCCGUCAAUCACACGCAGAUGCUGGCCCAACAUUUCGUGGCGACCAUGCGGUGGACCGGGAAAUGCUACAGCGCUUCACCCUGUCUGCGAGUGUGGCGUUCGGCUUGUCGAUACAGGAUCCGCUUUAGCGGUGAAGUGCCAGCUCGUGUUGUGCCUCUCCCCAUCGACACGGACCACUCAAAGCUUUUUACUAAUAAAUGACUCUACAAAUCGCCCGGAACUGACCCAUCCGCCUAACUGGAACACUACACGGACGGACGCUGAAGCAGGGAGCCUCACUGACGACUUUUCAGCAGCCUGGUGGAUGUUUUACGAGCUUUACCCUAAAAGUAACGCCCUACAUUUCUGUACUGGUGUCGAUAAAGACAUGUUUCCGUUGUCAA
Dermacentor albipictus is the source of this 3355-nucleotide messenger RNA. The record is from RefSeq and is a predicted model, not a curated record. Lineage: Eukaryota; Metazoa; Arthropoda; Arachnida; Ixodida; Ixodidae.